AUGUCUUCGCCGGAAGUGAAGAAGUUGAAAUUGAACUCUGAGGAUGCUUCAGUCAUAGAAGAGAAAGAUGAGAAAGGCCCACGACCAGCUUUUAGUUCUAACCAUAAAAUCACGAAAGACUCAUCCAAGUAUAACUUAUUAAUUGGAGUAACGGGUAGUGUGGCUUGCAUCAAGUUAGUCGAGUUAUUGGAACAACUCAAAACUACUUGCAUGUCUGAUAAACUGGCUAUUAAGAUUGUCACUACAGACGCGGCUUUGAAACUUAUGGAAACACAGAAUUUCAAUAUUGAAGAAAUCAUUUACGAAGAUAGAGACGAAUGGUCUAUGUGGAAAGGACGCGGAGAUCUUGUUCUCCAUAUAGAAUUACGCAAAUGGGCCGACUCUAUGCUGAUUGCACCUCUGGAUGCGAAUUCGAUGGCUAAAAUAGCUUUAGGAUUGUGUGACAAUUUAUUAACAUCAGUGGUUCGCGCUUGGGAUCCCAGAAAACCGUUAUUCUACGCGCCGGCGAUGAACACGAUGAUGUGGGAUAAUCCGCUCACGGCGCAGCAUCGUAAAACUCUUAAAGAACUCUUGCGAUUCAAAGAAAUACCUCCAAUGGAAAAAUCGCUGAUGUGCGGUGAUCAUGGCAUAGGUGCCAUGGCCACAGUCAAUAUGAUUAGCACAAUUAUCGCUCAGGACGUGAAGAAUAAAUUUUCAAUCUAUUCCCAAGUCCGAGACAAUUACUGA
This is a messenger RNA of Auanema sp. JU1783, 726 nucleotides long. The record is from the annotation of a GenBank genome assembly. Lineage: Eukaryota; Metazoa; Nematoda; Chromadorea; Rhabditida; Rhabditidae.